AUGAAAGCUCUCCGGUGCAUGAUUCUACUGCUUAUUGCCUCCAUAAAUGGAGGAAUAAGUGCAUCAGAGGAACCGAAUGUAUCCGAUAUGGUUAAAACGCGCUACAUACCAACGGCUGUUAGCUAUGUGAGCUUCGUGAAACACAUCGUUCCAAAACGAGUAGAACAGUCGUCCGAGCAUUCUAAGCUGCCGACUCGUGCCCCUUUCAAUCAUUAUAUUCCGACGCGGAAUUUCGUUCAAACUGAUCAGUCCAGCAUGGCUAUUGCUCCUCCGACCAAAAAACCGCUUCAUAAUUACUACAACGAACAGACGGCCGUUGCUCGAGAUCAUACUAUGUCCUACCAUAGCACUGGUAUAAGACCAGCGGUUAACGAUUAUCAUCCCACUUAUCCUACCAUUGGUUAUGCUGAACCGAUUUUUGUGCAAAGCAGAAUUCCUCUUUCACCUCGACCUGUCAGUGGAAACCGCGAAAGGAACAGUCCUAUGGUGAUUGGAGUACAGCAGCCGGCCUAUGUGAAGAAGUACGUACAGUAUGGACCACCAAAUCCUAGUUCGGUACGCAAAACGCUUACCUAUGCUCCAAAGCUUGCGUACAUUCCUCACAACUACCAAAGGGUGUGA
This is a messenger RNA of Anopheles maculipalpis, 621 nucleotides long. RefSeq lists its product as uncharacterized. The transcript is spliced from 2 exons. Lineage: Eukaryota; Metazoa; Arthropoda; Insecta; Diptera; Culicidae. The coding region runs from base 1 to 621 and encodes 206 amino acids. The record is from RefSeq and is a predicted model, not a curated record.